AAGGUACUCCCCCUCACCUACAAGAUGGCUAACAGAAUCACAGCUCCCGAGUUGGAGCAAUUCAUAGUCGCUACUGUUGAGUUGACUGGACGCGUAAUAGGAGCAGGUGCUUAUGGCAGUGUGGAGGAGGUGGAGAUACCUGGGGCAACUGUAGCUGCCAAGAAACUGCACCAACAGCUUGUCAACCUGGGCUCUCCACAGCAGGUUGAGAAAUGGGUGAAUGAUUUCGUGGAGGAGUGUAAGCUGAUGAGCCAGCUCCGUCACCCUCACAUAGUACAGUUCCUGGGGGUGUGCUAUCUCCCUGGAGCCCAACUCCCCGUCCUACUGAUGGAGAAGCUACAAACCAGCCUCGACAACCUUCUGGAAACCAGCCCCAACAUUCCUAUUGACCUCAAAGUGCACCUUCUGACGGGGACUGGCCGAGGGGUGGUCUAUCUGCACAGCCGCACUCCACCCAUUGCCCAUCGUGAUCUGUCUGCCAAGAACAUUCUAGUCGAUAACGGUCUCAAUGCCAAGAUAGCAGACUUGGGUGUUUCUAGGAUUGUGAACAUUCAGCCUGGCCGGCUAGCUGCCUCGAUGACUCAAAUGCCAGGCACUGGUGUGUACAUGCCACCAGAGGCAGCUCAAGAGGAAGGGGUCACACGAUACAACACUGCCAUAGACAUCUUCUCCUUUGGUGUGGUAUCUCUCUUCACACUGACGCAAACCUUCCCUAAAAGUCUCAAGCCUGCUAAUUAUCGGGACCCUGCUACUCGAAGGCUGGUUGCUCGCUCUGAAAUCGAACGCCGUGAACAUUACAUCAUUCCAAUGAAAACAGCUCUUGGUGAGACCCACCCCCUAGUCCAGUUGACCCUCGCUUGCCUGGAGUAUGACCAAGAAGAUCGACCAUCUGCUGCAGUGGUGUUGAGAGGAUUGGAGGAGGUUGGAACAACACUCCCUCAGAACUGCACCCAGACCAAACUGGAACUGAUUCAACAGGUGGCUGUGAAGGAUGAAGAGAUACAGCAAGUUGCUGAAAGAGUUGCCAAUGAGAAGCAAGCUCAAAUUGACGCAAACAAAGUACUACACUUGGAGGAAAUAGAACAAAGGGACGUUGGAAUCAAUCAACUUCAGAGAGAAAUUUUUGAAAUAUCAAGUCGAUUAAAUGCGAAGGACACUCAAAACACUCAAUUACAAGCAUCUAUCGAUCGUCUUCAAGCUGAUAAACGAGAGCAAGUUCGUGGACUGGCAGAACUGACCACUCUCCAACAAGAGCAGUUGGAAGUUCAACGCAGAGAAAUUGAUCGUCUCUCCAUUUCAGUGAGGUCUCUACAGAUACAGCCUCAGGAGGACACACCUCAGGGCUCAGGACAGAGAGAGGCAACCACAAACAAAACCACACAACCAAUCAAGAUUGUUGAUUCGAGCACUGGAAACGCAUUGCUACCACACAAGUCGACCACACCACAACCAACUGUUCCUACUGCCAUCACCUUCAACUGGACAACAUGCAAGGACAUACCAAGGAAGAUCGAUGUGUACGGUCAACCUGUGACUAUCAACGGGAAGGUGUACAUGAGAGGCGAGAAUAACGGGACUUCGACUGUGCUAGUGUACACACCAGAUCAGGAUAGCUGGGAUGAUCUGCCAUCUCCUCCAGUGUACCGCUUCACCAUAGCAACACUGAGAGGUCGACUGCUAGUGGUCGGAGGUCAGGACAAGUCUAUUAAUAAGAACACGAAUACCAUCCUAACAUUCGAUGAGAGCUCUGGACAAUGGGUCCAGUCACUUCCCCGCAUGCCAAAAGCAUUAGCUGAGCCAGCAGUUGUUGAAUAUCAGAACCAUCUGAUCGUUAUCGGUGGACGUGACUCAAACAUCGCUAGGAUAGCUGACGUGAACAUUCUGAACACAAGUAACAAAUGGAUCACAGCCGAACCACUUCCCCGCACUGAUGACUACAGCACUUGCCUAAUUGGAGACACACUGUAUCGUGUAGGUCAAGUCGCUAAAGAAGUGUUUCGAGCUCAUGUACCCUCCCUCAUAUCACGAGCCAGUUCUGGUGUGUGGGAAUCUGUCGCAAGUGUGCCGUUCUAUCACUCGUCUCCCAUCGCCAUCGGCAACACCCUCCUGACUGUGGGGGGUAGGGAUUGUGAAGGAGUAUAUGGAGCUAGCACUACCUCAAGCAUCCAUCUGUACGAUCCCACUAAAGACCAGUGGACACAAUGUGGUGACCUUCCCGAGAAAAUGUAUGAUUGUAAUUGCAUUGAACUAUCUGGCAAACUGUGUGUACUUGGUGGUUGGAGAGGUAUCUUCAUUUUCAGUUCUGUGUACACAUCAAUCCCAUCCAUUACACACUAGUAGUUAAUUUUAAUUGGAAUUCCAUGUUUAUUAUAUAAUUAUAAGCAUCAUUAUCGUACAAUUAUGUGUCAGUUGAUUGAAUAUUGUUUCUGAUAUACAUUAUAUACACAAGAAAA
This is a messenger RNA of Halichondria panicea, 2453 nucleotides long. Its product is annotated as probable serine/threonine-protein kinase drkD. Bases 25 to 2337 code for a protein of 770 amino acids. Lineage: Eukaryota; Metazoa; Porifera; Demospongiae; Suberitida; Halichondriidae. The transcript has 3 exons. Gene Ontology annotation, biological process: protein phosphorylation. Gene Ontology annotation, molecular function: protein binding; ATP binding; protein serine/threonine kinase activity. The record is from RefSeq and is a predicted model, not a curated record.